AUGUUAACAGUGGAUGAAGCCAUUUCAACGUUACAAUCAAGUUUACAAACAUUUUACGGUCUUUUCAUAGGAUUUAUGGCUGUUCUUAGUGAUUUAAAGGAUGGCAAGCGAGUGAUAACACAAACUUCACCAUCACCAUCAUCUUCAUCUUUAACCCAAUCAGCCGAAAGUGAAGAGGACAAUUUCACCGAAGAGUACGUCAAUGCAAACCAUGAAAAGGGUCGAGUUGUCUCGAUAAUCAGAAAUGUAUUGGCUUGUUGGCAUUUCAUUGUCAACAUGCUUUACUUAAUCAAAAGAGCUGUUGCUGUUAAGGUUCACAUUGCAGAUCCUGAAAAGAUCACCAUUAAUCCAAUGAGGUGUAUGAGAGGUCAUGUUAAUCCAGCAGUUACAUUAGGCAUGGCCGCAAUUGGUAAAUUAUCCUGGCUAAAGGUUCCUCAUUAUUUUGCGGCUCAAUACAUCGGAGCUUUUUUCGGUGCAAUGGCUACUUAUUUUGAAGCAAUCACAUCUAACUUUGGUGCCGACUUACAAACUGAGGGUGCAAAUGCAACAGCAAGUAUCUUUGGUACUUUUUCUCAAUCAGAAGUCUCUGUAGGAACAUGUUUUCUGGACCAGAUUGAACAAAUGUACUCACGUCCUUACAAACCUCAGAGUCUCAAUUCGAAAGAAUUUUACCCGUUUUAG
Tetranychus urticae (two-spotted spider mite) is the source of this 681-nucleotide messenger RNA. NCBI's taxonomy places the organism in Eukaryota, Metazoa, Arthropoda, Arachnida, Trombidiformes, Tetranychidae. The record is from RefSeq and is a predicted model, not a curated record.